AUCGUAGCUGUCAAUGAAAAAAGGGCGGCGAAAGUGAGCACAAAGAGAGUUGAAGACGUGAAGAGAGCGACCGAAGAGGGGCGGCAUGCAAAUGCAGUGAAAAUAUUGGCAUUCUACUCAAUCGAAGUGAUAUGAGAGAAACAGGAAGGUUACAAUCUAUGUAUGUGUUGCGCCACAUCACGACAUUUUCGUGUCCUUUUCAAUGCUGCUGCUGCUGCGGCACAAGUGUGAACAAGCCCUUCAUUUUGGAGCAGUUUAUGUGCAAGCCUUGUGAACACACUUUACGCGAUAUUAAGUCUAAACACGGCGUAUAACCAGGAGGAGCAUGUCCGAUUCUGAGUACGAGGAGACGGAGUACCUGGUUUUCGGGGAUUUCAAAAACCACGUUCAGCCGUUCCAGCUCAACCACGAGGACGCUGCCAUCAAGGUCAUUGGAAUCGAGAGCGAUGCGCCCAUGGCGGAGGUGAAUGGUAGUAUCUACCGAGGACGCUACGAGCAUUCCGUGGGAACUAACGUGUUCUUCGAGAAGGAGAAGGACAAUCUGGCCAGCGAUCCGCUGUUCGAGUCAGUGUGCCGCCAGCGGUACCAGUACGUGGACAAGUCCACCAAGGUGAUAUCCUUCGAGCGAGUCUACGUCGACAACUUGCACCAGGAGGCCGAAAAGUCGAGCAAGGCUGAGGAGGACGAACAGGCGGAGGCCAAGCCGGAGUCGUUAAAGUUGAAUAUUACUUAUAAGGAGGCGAUCAACAAGUUCGGGGAGGAGCAUUAAGUAGAGUGAACUGAAUGAAAUCGGCAAAAGAAUUUCGAUACUCAAUAAAAUCACUCCCCACAUCAUGGAGAGACCAAAUACGGUGA
Molecule: messenger RNA, 855 nt
Organism: Drosophila biarmipes
Lineage: Eukaryota; Metazoa; Arthropoda; Insecta; Diptera; Drosophilidae
Exons: 3
Coding region: 326-769 (147 amino acids)
Biological process (GO): transcription by RNA polymerase III
Cellular component (GO): transcription factor TFIIIC complex
Source: RefSeq, a predicted model, not a curated record